This is a messenger RNA of Dermacentor silvarum, 896 nucleotides long. RefSeq lists its product as uncharacterized. The record is from RefSeq and is a predicted model, not a curated record. Bases 126 to 896 code for a protein of 256 amino acids. The transcript has 5 exons. NCBI's taxonomy places the organism in Eukaryota, Metazoa, Arthropoda, Arachnida, Ixodida, Ixodidae.
AUCAUUGUCACACAUGACCACUUGCAUGGCGCUCUUUGGCCAUAUCUGGCCCUUGCGCCACUAAACACAACAGCAUCAUCAUCAUGUAAGAAUUUAUCGUGACAACAAGCAAACAAGCCCAUUCAAUGUUCUCGCAGCUCCUGCGUGACCACUACUCCAAGGAAAUCUUGGGAAAGGGCUACAAUGUCUUCACAUUAUUCGCAGCAAGUGUUCCAAACAGCGAAUGGGCUAACUUCUACAUCAACAAUUUCACGGAUUUGUUUGCGCCGGACCUGUUCAUCGGUCUGGGCCACUACCCGCGAGGAGACAACUCCUUGCCCAGUUGUCUAGUCGUGCCACCGACGAUGCUGCACAGGCCUGCGGGUGCAGAAAACAGCUACCAACACGAUCUGACAACGGCGUUCGAGAGUUUCCCCAGGCUGUCGGCGUCAACUUUGACGCUCAAGUAUGCGUUGUCAGUGACCAUGAAGGGUCGUUUGGCGGUUCCCAAGGUCCCGACUGAGCACGGUUUCUUCACGCCGUGCAUGACCAACGACAGCAUCGAUUCGUUCGCCAGCUACGCCGAGGUGUGCAAGAAUCCUAACUUCAGGUCGACACCGGUUUACGAACCCCUGGUGGACGCGGUGCAAAUUCGGCAUGUCACCGAGCCCACAAUGUUCUCUUACGACGACCGAGUAGGACUUUGCAAGAAGCUGUGCACCGUCCAGGCACUGGAUCCCACCGUGAAAUUCGGCAUCGCUGUUUUCGAUCUCGAUUACGCGGACUUUUCAAACACCUGCGGAUCGAAGGAUGGGCCGUUCUCAAGGCUUCACCUGAUCCGCAGCGUGCUCAACUUUUUCCGGACGAGAUACGCGACAGAAGCAGACACCGCAGAUUGCGUGAAUCUGGCCACGUGA